CGUUGUCAAAGUGAAAUGAGGAAAUACAUAUAUAUAUAAAGGACGUAAGAUCUUAUCGAACCCAUUCCUUCCUUUUCAUCAACAGCAACAACUUCUACCUUUUCUUCCUCUUCUUCUUCUCCUCCCUUUCACGGUAUCCUCGCCAAAGAUGGCCGUCUUACAUCAAUAUGAUUACAUCUUUGCCAUCGGUACAAUGUUUGCCAUGUUGGACGCAUUCAACAAUGGUGCAAACGAUGUAGCCAACUCAUGGGCAACUUCCGUUUCAUCUCGUUCGAUCAGUUAUAGAUGGGCGAUGAUUUGUGCUUUGGUGUUUGAGCUGUUAGGUGCACUUACUGUUGGUGCACGUACAGCAGACACGAUCAAGAAUGGUAUCAUUCCAAAUUCUGCUUUCCAAGGUAACGCAGGUGUUCAAAUGUUAGCAUUCACUUGUGCUUUAGCGGGUGCUUCAUCUUGGGUAAUGUGGUGCACACGUCAUUCAGCACACGUUUCUUCAACUUAUUCUUUAAUUUCAGCAGUUGCCGGUGUUGGUGUUGCUACCGUUGGUGCAAGUUCCGUUCAAUGGGGUUGGAACAAAGGUAAAGGUUUGGGUGCCAUCUUUGCUGGUUUGGCAAUGGCUCCUUUUUGUGCUGCCGGCUUUGGUGCAAUCACUUUCAUGUUGAUCAAAGUUGUCGUUCAUAUGCGCAAGAACCCUGUUCCAUACGCCGUUUGGACUUCUCCUUUCUUCUUCUUGAUCGCUGGUACAGUUUGUGCUCUCUCGAUCGUGUACAAGGGAUCUCCAAAACUUGGUUUGGACAAGAAGCCUCCAUCAUUCAUCACUGCUGUCACAGUUGGUACAGGUGCAGGUUUGUGCUUGGCUAGUGCAUUCUUCUUCCUUCCAUGGUUACACUGCAAAGUCAUCAAGAAAGAUCAAUCUUUGAAAGCAUGGGAAGUUAUCAAAGGUCCACUCUUGUGGUCUCGUCCUUACGCUGAAGGUGAAAACGUUGCCAAGGUUCCUGAUUACAGUGUUAUCCAACAUGAUGUCGAGCACAACGAUGCUGAAACUCCAAGUGAAGAUGAAAAGGACAAGAUUGCCACCCUUGGUCAAUUAGAAGAAGAACUUCAACCACGCAAGACUCAAAAGCAAUUACAAGCCGAAGCUGAUGAACGUUUCCACUCUAAGCUUCGUCUAAAGAAAGGUCCCUUGGGAUGGGCAAUGCGUUAUUUGCACGAUAACCCAAUGGGACCAGGUAUGAUUUACGAAACCCACAACAUGAAGAUGUUUAUCAAACGUAUUCCCGCUUACAUCACUGUUGCUGCUCUUUAUGGUAUGAAUUACGAUAUUCACGCCGCUCAAACUGGUAUCGAAGGUACACCUGAAGGAGCAAGAAUGGAACGUGUUUAUGCUCAUGCCAAGAAAUACCCAAACGAAGUCGAACACACUUAUUCGUUUAUCCAAUUGAUCACAGCUUGCACUGCCUCUUUCGCUCACGGUGCAAAUGAUAUCGGUAACGCCGUCGCUCCAUGGGCAGUCAUUUACUCUGCUUGGCAUACAGGUGAUGCAGCCGCAUCCAAAUUACCAGUCGAUCUAUGGCAAAUUGCCGUUUUGGCUCUCGUUUUGGUUUUGGGUUUCGUUACAUAUGGUUAUAAUAUCAUGCGUGUUAUGGGUAACAAGCUUACGUAUCACUCUCCAUCCCGUGGUACAUCUAUGGAAUUGGGAGCAGCAAUUACAAUCUUGAUCUUCUCUCAAUACAAAUUGCCCGUUUCCACUUCAAUGUGCAUCACAGGUGCAACUGUUGGUGUUGGUUUGAUGAACGGAACACACAAGGCAGUCAAUUGGCAACGAGUUGGACUUUUGUUCAUCUCUUGGGUUCUCACAAUUCCAAUUGCUGGUAUGUUGGCUGGUUUGCCAAUGGCAAUCAUUCUCAACGCUCCAAGAUUUGGAUUGUAAAGGGAUCUUUUUUCAAAACUCUAGUCAUGCUGUCAAUCAGUUCAUCUUUUGUACACAUAUAUUUAUGAUUUCAUAGACCCUCUCUUUUUUCAUUUCAAUGGGCUUUGCUACUCUAUAUCAAUUUAUGUCUUUCCUCAACUUAUCACCAUUUUGAAAUCGUGCCGACCCCGCUUAGUAAGUUCAUUGAUUCGGACCAUCUUCGGUGGAUUUUGCGAGGAAA
Molecule: messenger RNA, 2147 nt
Organism: Meira miltonrushii
Lineage: Eukaryota; Fungi; Basidiomycota; Exobasidiomycetes; Exobasidiales; Brachybasidiaceae
Product: phosphate transporter
Exons: 1
Coding region: 149-1927 (592 amino acids)
Biological process (GO): phosphate ion transmembrane transport
Cellular component (GO): membrane
Source: RefSeq, a predicted model, not a curated record